AUGUACUGUCCCACGCUGGUGCUAUUGGUCCUCUUGUCCGCCUGUCUCACGCCGUUAUUAGCAAAGACUCACCGUUUCAACUGGAAUAUAGGCUAUGUCGACGCUAACCCCGAUGGGGUCUUUCCAAGACGAAUGAUUGGAAUCAACGGCGAGUGGCCUAAUCCGAUAGUCAGAGUCAAGAGGAAUGACCGGGUGGUUAUAAACUUUCACAAUGGACUACCUGACCGCAAUUCGUCCUUGCAUUUCCACGGACUUUUCAUGAAAGGUCAGAAUGGGCAGGAUGGACCUGAAAUGGUGACGCAGUGUCCCAUUGGGCCUCUGGUUAACUUUACAUAUGACUUCACAAUUGGCAACCAAACCGGCACAUACUGGUACCAUUCCCAUAGCGGCAGCCAGUACGGCGACGGCUUGAGAGGGAUGUUUGUCAUCGAAAAAGACGAUGAGGAGAGUGUGCCGUAUGUCUAUGACGAGGAAGUGGCGUUAUCCGUGUCGGAGCAUUACCAUUUGGAGACACCCGUGAUAAUGAAGCUGUUCAUGUCGCGGUUCAACCCCACGGGUGCCGAGCCCAUUCCGCAGAAUAGCUUGUUCAAUGAGACAAAGAAUGCCACUUGGAACGUGGUUCCGGACAGGACGUACUUGCUUCGUGUGGUCAACAUGGGCUUGUUUGUGUCGCAGUAUUUGUUCAUUGAAGACCACGAUUUGGUCAUUGUGGAGGUUGAUGGGGUGCCCGUGCAACCAUACACGGUGGACUCGCUAUACAUCACUGUUGGCCAACGGUAUGCUGUUCUUGUAAAGACCAAGCCGGGUGCAAACAGGAACUACCGGUUUGCCAACGUGUUGGAUAUGACCAUGUUGGAUGAGGUGCCCGAGGACUUGCAGUUGGUGUCGACAAACUAUGUUGUGUACAAUGACAAAGUCGACAACCCGGGACACUAUCCGUACCACGAUUUCGAGGAGACUGUUGGCCAACUAAAAGGGUUUAAUGAUUUCGAACUUGUGCCUCUCAGUGGCGAGAGGCUCUUGCCCGAGCCGGACAUGACCAUCCAGGUCAACUUUUCAAUGGAGGUCUUGGGCGACGGUGUCACUUAUGCCUUGUUCAACGGCAAGUCGUAUACUCCACCAAAGGUGCCCACUUUGUACACCGUCUUGUCAAGUGGCGAGCUAGCUGCAAACCAAGAAAUAUACGGGACAAACACCAACGCGUAUGUCUUGCACGGAGGCGAGGUGAUUGAACUAGUGUUGAACAACCAGGACGACGGCAAGCACCCGUUUCACUUGCACGGACACAACUUUCAGGUUAUUGCGCGUAGUGAAAAUGACCCUGAAGAACCAGUGGUUUACGUUCCAGACCAUAGGGGCCUGUUGCAGUUUCCCAAAGUUCCAGUCAUUAGGGAUACAAUUGAAGUGCGUCCCAAUGGAUACUUCGUGCUUCGAUUUGUGGCGGAGAACCCUGGGGUGUGGUUCUUCCACUGUCACGUGGACUGGCAUUUGGAGCAAGGCUUGGCUUUGGUCUUGGUUGAGGAUCCGCAUGAGAUACAGAAACUUCAGGGAAACAUAAGCGAUAACCACGCAAAGGCGUGCAAGGAAGUUCAGGUACCGACACAGGGUAACGCUGCCGGACACAUGAGCUUCCUUGAUUUAAGAGGUCAGAACUUGCAACAACCACCGUUACCAAACGGGUUCACCGGGAAGGGAUAUCUCGCCAUGGCGGUGUGCACAUCGAUUGCAUUGUACGGGCUAGGGUCGAUUUACAAUUACGGAAUAGAAGACGUUUCGCAAGAUAAUUCUGCUGCUGUGUUUGAGACGUUGCGUGCGAUACUUAAUGAGCAUGACGGUGAAUAA
Molecule: messenger RNA, 1842 nt
Organism: Lodderomyces beijingensis
Lineage: Eukaryota; Fungi; Ascomycota; Pichiomycetes; Serinales; Debaryomycetaceae
Source: the annotation of a GenBank genome assembly